Messenger RNA from Monomorium pharaonis (pharaoh ant), 419 nucleotides. RefSeq lists its product as uncharacterized. Gene Ontology annotation, molecular function: chitin binding. The record is from RefSeq and is a predicted model, not a curated record. The transcript is spliced from 2 exons. Gene Ontology annotation, cellular component: extracellular region. The coding region runs from base 73 to 300 and encodes 75 amino acids. Lineage: Eukaryota; Metazoa; Arthropoda; Insecta; Hymenoptera; Formicidae.
UUUCUUGGCCAAACAAGACAAAAUUGAGUUAAAUCAAACGACGAUUAACGCGAUCAAAGAAAGGUCUUCAAGAUGAAAUCUUGUGCAGUUUUAUUAUGUCUGGUACUGUGUAUAGCACUGUUUUCAGUGACACAAUCACAAGAGUUGCGUGAGUACGCGGGCGAUUGCAGCAAGUACCUACAUUGCCGUGCGGGUGGUUGUCAUAUCAUGAGCUGCGGUAAAGGAACAGAAUUUAAUCCGUCUAUAGGCACUUGUGACUAUCCUUUGAUGAACCGUCAAGGAUGUCAUAAUCGUGGAUAACAAUUUUAAUUUACGAGAAAAUGUUGUAAAGAUGCAGAACUCUUUAAAAAUAUUCUAUUCCUGUUUAAACGGUUACCUGUUAUCACACAAUAUAAAUAAAAUUAUAAUGUUAAUUUGAA